AUGAUUGUGACUGAGUUACAUUUAGUAAUUUUUGUCUUUAUUAUUUUUCUAUUAACAAUAUCAACAAUUAUUGUUGAUGCUGCUGCUGGUCGAUGUUAUUUAUGUUCAGAAAAUACACUUGCUGCAUGUGCUGGUAGUACUCAAUUAAAUUCACCUCUUUAUACAACUAUUCUUCAAUUUUAUACUGAACCAUGUAAUGGUCAAUGUGUUUUAUUUCGAAAUGAAAAUCAAUUAACAAUACGUGGAUGUUCAUGGACAUAUGGUCAUAUGACAUCAAAACCAACUGGAUGGCAUGAAUUAGCUGUUGGUAUACAAGCAUAUUUUUGUGAUAGUUUUCUAUGUAAUAAUGGUAUUUAUGAACAACCAGACGCAUCGAGAAUAAGAAAAGAAAUAAUAAAAAAUGAAUUGAAUCGACCUUUCAAACAAACACUUACUCCUCAACAAUUAUUUAUUCUAGCAGGAAAUACUCCUCUAGUGAUGAAUACUGGUCAACCAUUGAUUUCUAUCAAUACUGAACCUCGUCAAUUACGUCAAUGCUAUUCAUGUACAGCUCGUUCAACUGGCUGUGGUGAAUUUUUGGAUCCACGUUAUGUAGCAAAGUAUAUUCGUCCAUGUAUAUCAAGUUGUGUAAUCUUUCGAAAUCCAAAUGAUCAUAAUUUAAUCACACGAGAUUGUUCAACAACAUGGCCACAAAUACAUGCUAAAAGUGGUCUUCAUAAAUUACUUGGUUCAGAUGCAUUUUUCUGUCAAGAAUCUUUAUGUAACGGCAUUAGUUUUGAUUUUAUCAUAGGUAUUUUUCAUAAUCAAUUACCAGCUGUUAUUACAUUUCCUCCAAUUCAUAUGAUUGAAAAUCCUCCAACAACGACUAUAAGUACUAUAAUAACAGCAACUACUACUACUGUUUCUCUGUCAAUUAGUACAACUGUUGAUAUUGAUGAUAAUAAUGCCAUAUGGGAAGAUACUGAUACAGAUUUUUAUAUUUUCGAAACUACGACAACAACAAUUCCAAUUACUAGUACUUCUUCGUCAUUUUUAACCGAAUUUUCAGAAAUCACAGAUGUUCCAUAUGAUUCAUCAAGUAUUCAAGUUUCAUCUAUGGAACAUUUUGAUUUUGAAGGAUUUGGUGGUGGUAGUAGUAGUACAAUAGUUGGUGGUUUAGCAGUUGCUCAACAAGAUUUACAACUUAAUUGGUGGGAUUUAAAUGAUGCUUCAUUUCCACCAUUGAUUGAAUCUAAUAAUUCUCCUUUACCAACAACACGUACUUCCACCUUAAUUCCAUCAACAAAUAUAUUAACACAUGUAGAUCAAGAUGAAUGGUCAAUAUUUGAUACAAGUACAAUAGCAUCAUCUACACAUUUCGGAUAUUUAUCAGAAUCGAAUUCUGAAUUAGAUUUUGAUAUGAAUGAUUAUUUUCAUAAUCCUAUAUUAACAACAACACCACCAAUGAAUUAUAUAAAUAAUAAUAAUAAUACUUCAUCAUCAUUUGUUCCAUAUUAUUUUACUGAUUAUAAAACAAAAGAACAAUUAAUCGAUUUACUAAAACCAAUACCAACAUUAGCUAUGCCACCAUUUUCUUGGAUGUUACAUUUAGCAAAUCAAAAUAAAGGUCAUUUACAGAAUCGAAAAACAUUAAAUAGUAAAAUUUUAUCAACAAUUUCAUCAACAAUUGCAACGACGAAAAAUAACAAAAACAAGAGAAUAGAAUCAAAAACCUUGAUAAAUAAUAAUAAUAACGAUUAUUUACAUAAAUAUUGUAAUAAAAAACAAUGUCAAAAUGGAGGUCAUUUAAAUUCUAAUUGUUUAUGUAUCUGUUUACCAGCAUUCAGUGGAAACAAUUGUGAAACAGUACAUUGUGACAAACAACCAGCACAUAUUUGUGAUUAUGUACUUGAGCAUGAAUGUAAAAAUGAUUAUGUUCGUUAUUUAUGUCCUAAAUUUUGUCAGAUGAAUAUUUGUUCUUCAGAUAAAUCAUCGUGA
Rotaria sordida is the source of this 1977-nucleotide messenger RNA. NCBI's taxonomy places the organism in Eukaryota, Metazoa, Rotifera, Eurotatoria, Philodinida, Philodinidae. The record is from the annotation of a GenBank genome assembly.